Molecule: messenger RNA, 253 nt
Organism: Racocetra persica
Lineage: Eukaryota; Fungi; Glomeromycota; Glomeromycetes; Diversisporales; Gigasporaceae
Source: the annotation of a GenBank genome assembly
AUGUCUGACGAAGAAUCUGGAGAAAAAAUGGUUAUAGAAGUUCCUGGAGACGACAAUGUAAGAAAAGAAAUUAUUUCUUAUCUUAGAAGCGGCAAAAUUGAUUAUAAUUAUCAAAUCGAGUCAAAUUUUUUUACAUCUGAAAAAAAUAAACAUAAUGAAAUAAUUGGUAUUUGGGAAGAAGAAUAUGGAAGUAGAAAGAUUCUUAAUGCUUUUUUAUUAUAUUAUGUUGAAGAUAGUGAUGAUGUUAAUUAUG